AUGCCUGGAAUGACUUUCAAGGACAAGAACACUCUCCUUACUGGUGUUAGCAAAGGUUCCAUUGGUGUUGAGAUCUUAAAGGGCCUCCUUUCUGGCAGUGCCCAUGUUGUUAUCACCACUUCCCACUACACACUCACUGUCAAGCCCUUCAAUCAGGGGUCCAAGCAGGAUGUCAAGGCACUCAUUGACUAUAUCUAUGCUACUCUUGGCAUGGAUCUCAACUACAUCCUUCCAUUUGCCACUGUUCCAGAGAAUGGGCACAAGAUUGAUGGCUUGGACAACAAAUUGGAGCUUGCUCACUGUAUUAUUAUGCUUGUCAACUUGCUGUGGAUCUUGGGUGCUGUCAAGACCAAAAAAGCAUCUGGUCAGUUCGUUACUCAGCCUACCCAGGUUAUUUUGCCAUUGUCACCAAACCACAGUCUCUUUGGUAAUGAUGACCUGUACUCAGAGUCCAAGAUCUCACUUGAAACCUUGUUCAACUGCUGGAACUCUGAAAGCAGGGGUGAAUAUCUAUGCCUGGCUGGUGCUGUGAUUGGUAUGGGUUUGAUGGAUGCCACCAAUAUAGUCACUUGGGAAGUUGAAGUUUACAGUGUGCACACCUUCUCCACAAAAAAGAUGGCAUUCAACAUCCUGCACCCACUGCUCUUUAGCAUCACACAAGUGGAACCCAUCUGGGCAGAUCUGAAUGGUGGAAUAGAUUGUCUCCUGGACCUUGCUGACAUCACUACUCACAUUCAGAUGGACCUGAAUAAGAAGAGUGAACUUUGCUGUGCCAUCGCUCAUGACAAUGCACUUGACUUCAAGGUCAUCAAUGGUGCUGAGGGGGAACAUGCACUCCAGAAUGUCAAUGUUGUACCUUGUGCUAACUUCAAGUUCGAUCUCCCUACUCUCAAACCUGCUUCUGCCUUUGAGGAACUCAGCAAAUCAUGCAGUAUCAUCAACUUGGAAAAAGUCAUCAUCAUGACUGGGUUUGCCAAAGUCAGCCCAUGGCAUAGUUCACAGACUCAGUGGGAGAUGGAAGCUCAUGGAGAAUUCACUAUUGAAGGUUGCAUUGACAUGGCACAGAUCAUGGGCUCUAUUAAGCACUUUGACAGCCACCUCAAAGACAGUACUCUACAUGUUGGUUGGGUAGAUGCCAAGACAGGAGAGCCUGUGGCUGACAAGGACAUUAGAAACCAGUAUGAGAAGGAGAUUCUCAGUCAUGCUGGUAACAUUGUCACAGAGAUGAAUCACUUCAUGUUUGGGAAUCCCAAUGGGGCUACCAAGUCCAAGACUGGUGUGAUGGAGGACCUGUCUGUGGAGAUCAAUGCUGCCAUGGCAGCAAUGGAUGCCACUGCAUUGUCAGACAAUGAUACAGAUGAGGUAGCUGCUGCUGAUUCCAACAUUCACAAAAGUAGCUCUGGUCUGUCCACUCUGGAUUCAGUCUCAAUUGCCAAUGUGAAUGUUCACAUCAAUGCGACAUCCACACCCACUCCUGGCAUGGGCAAUUCCACCAACUCAGCUACUGCCAAUAGCAAUAAUGUGGAAUCCAGUACUGGUACUACAGCAUGGAAUAAGUCUAGUGGACUAUCACAGUAG
This is a messenger RNA of Pisolithus orientalis, 1578 nucleotides long. RefSeq lists its product as uncharacterized. Gene Ontology annotation, molecular function: acyltransferase activity. The transcript has 4 exons. Bases 1 to 1578 code for a protein of 525 amino acids. Gene Ontology annotation, cellular component: fatty acid synthase complex. The record is from RefSeq and is a predicted model, not a curated record. Gene Ontology annotation, biological process: long-chain fatty acid biosynthetic process. NCBI's taxonomy places the organism in Eukaryota, Fungi, Basidiomycota, Agaricomycetes, Boletales, Pisolithaceae.